Cryptococcus wingfieldii CBS 7118 is the source of this 3717-nucleotide messenger RNA. Its product is annotated as peroxin-6. Gene Ontology annotation, biological process: protein import into peroxisome matrix. Lineage: Eukaryota; Fungi; Basidiomycota; Tremellomycetes; Tremellales; Cryptococcaceae. Gene Ontology annotation, molecular function: ATP hydrolysis activity; ATP binding. Gene Ontology annotation, cellular component: peroxisomal membrane; cytosol. The coding region runs from base 1 to 3717 and encodes 1238 amino acids. The transcript is spliced from 6 exons. The record is from RefSeq and is a predicted model, not a curated record.
AUGCCUGGUCCUCGCUCGAAUAGACCCCUCCAUGCCCAAGUCGAACCCCUCCUCAUCGCCCAAUCACCCGCCGGCCCAUUCAGACACCACAUCGCCCAGGCGAGCCUUCCUCUCUGGGAAUUACUACAAAGCGCUUCUCCCAAGUCAAAAAGAGGGGAUGAACAGAUAGCAGUCUCUAUAGAUUGGCCUCAGGACGGAAGGCUAGGGAAGGGGAAGACGAGGAACUUGGUAGUUUGGGUGGAGGGUGGUAACGACGCUGAUGAGAAGAGGACGUUGUUGAUACAUCCUUCACUGUUACCGCCAGUAUGCCCAAGUCCACUGCCAGUGACGCUCCAUAUCCAUCAGCCGGUCCCUCUAAACUUGGCUAUCCUCCAGCCAGUGUACGCUUCUCCUGAAGAUACGCCGUCGACGAUACCGUCAGAAGAUGACUUUUCGGCAUUGUAUCUGGAAGAUUCUGGCUACCCCAUAAUACGGCAAAACGACAUCAUAUCACUACAUACUUCAAACAGACGGUAUCGUCUCCUCCUCCUCGAACCCGUCCAACAAGGCCACAUCACCCCGGAAACCAACAUCAUCCUCUCCUCCACCCCUUUCUACGAUCACCCUUCUUUCCUAGAUGAUGAAUUUGAAGGGGGAGAAGGCAUGAGUGAGAGCAGUUUCAACAGAACACAUAUCUCGUUGGCCAACUUUGACCCUGACGCCUUCCUGUCGGGUUCUUUGUCCCUCUCGCUUCCGAGGGAAGAUCUGCCUGAUGGCGAUUCUUUCCCCUCAUCUGAUAUAGAAUCAGAAGAGGAUCGCUUGACGAUUUCUUCCACCACAUCCGGCUCUAUCACCCCCCGGCCCAACUAUCUCAACGCUUUGACGCGUCAAUCAACACCGCCCGCGCCGGUGGAUCAAGUCCUCGGGCGUCAAUUAGACAGCCUUGGGGGGGAUGAUGAUGAAGCUGAAGAAAGGGGGGUGAGGUUUGAUGCUGUUUGGGCGGGAGGCAAGGGUGUCGAAAUUGGAGAAGGGGAAGGGAGUGGGAGUGGGGAAGAUGUUUGUUGGCUCGGUGUGGGCGGGCUGGGAAGAGCAGGGAUAUUUGAAGGUGAUUGGGUGGUCAUAAAACCCGUAGGAGAAGGACAAGGGAAUAGUAGGCUUGUGAAAGCGUUAGCUUGGGAGAGGUUGGAUCAGGUCAUACCUGAUGAUGGAUUACCUGCAAAUCCUAUUUUACUCCCACCAUUACUCUACCGAUCCCUCCUCCCCUCACUCCCUUCCUCCAGUUACAGCUCCAGCGCCUCUUCCUCCCCGUCCUCAACCUCCAAACAGCUCAUAGUCCUCCCAACACCCUUCGCAGCCCGCACCCCAACCCUGCCAAUUGCCAAGAGUAUAACGAUAGCGAGGAUAGCUACGGCGGAGGGGGUUGAUAAGCGGUAUGAACGGUCUUGGCUGGAUGGGCAGGGGGACGUUUUUGGGGUCCGGGCCAAUGGAAGGGGUUGGGAGGGAGAGCGGAAAGGAGAGGAAGGGAACAAGGAGGGGAAGGAAGAGGGGAUGAGGGUGGUUAGGAGAGGAGAUAUCCUCGCCGUACCUGGGUGGAUCGGCAAACCCCUAACGGAAGAAGAACGUCAAUCAUACCCCCUCCUCCUCCCUCCAUCUUCUUCCAACCCGUACCAAACCCACCAAAAACCCAGACCAUCCACUCUCAUCUACUUUAUAAUAACAUCCAUAGCCUACGACCCCCUCGUGCCCAUCGAAGAAGAUUUCCGCUCGUCGGUGGUUUCAAAAGCGAGAGCGGGGGAGCUUGGGUGUUGGGCCGGAGGAGAAGGAGAGGGGAGGGUGGUUUGGAGUGGGUUGGACAGGGCCACAGUUGGGGGGAGGGGCAGGGAUGGGGGGUGGUUUGGGAUGCCGCCGAGUCCACCACCGUUUUCCAAACAGGCACUUUUGAAGUUGAACGACCUGCUCAGCUCGACUGUUGCUCAUCCGGCCCUCGUUUAUGGUAUACAACUAUCCAUCCUCAUCAAAGGCGCAAGAGGCGCCGGAAAACGGAGUCUCAUAAGACAUACCGCCGAUACACUGGGUUUCAACGUUGUCGAUGUGGAAUGUUAUGAUAUAGUGGGAGAUACCCCGGCGGUUACGGCUGGGACGCUGCAAGCCCGGCUUUCGAAAGCGCAAUCCUGCGCACCGUCGAUUCUCGUGCUUCAUCAUAUUGAAGCGUUGGCUUCCAAGUCGGAAUCGCCCCUCGGCAGACCGCCGCCGGUAGUCAAAAUCAUUCAAGAUCUUCUCGCCGAUGCCAAAAGCCCGCCGGGCAUUUCAAGCGGAGAAGAAACAUGGCCCGUAGUCGUCAUGGCCACCACCUCCGACCCCGACAACGUCCCCUCCGCCCUCCUCGCUUGCUUCAAACAAGAUCUCUCCCUCCUUUCCCCGUCCGAAUCGGAACGGCGAGAUAUCAUCGAAUUUGCUCUAAGGCAGUAUGAUGUUGCAAGGGAUGUGGAUGUGAAGAGUUUGGCGAGGCAGACGGCAGCGCUGAAUGCGGGGGAUAUCGAGUCUCUCGUACUCUGCGCUUGGGAUUAUGCUCUCAAGCGCGCUUCGAGCACCAACUCGCUUCCGCGCGCGCUCCAAGCCGGGGUAUCCCUCACAGCGGCCGAUAUCACAAAAGCAAUCGAUACGGCGAGGAUGGCAUACUCGGAUAGCAUCGGCGCGCCAAAGAUCCCGAAUGUGUCGUGGUCGGAUGUGGGCGGGCUUGCGGAUGUCAAGCAGGAUAUUUUGGAUACGAUUCAACUCCCUCUCGACCGGCCUGACUUGUUCGCAUCAGGGCUAAAGAAGCGCUCGGGUAUUCUUCUGUAUGGACCGCCUGGGACAGGCAAGACGCUGUUGGCGAAGGCUGUCGCCACAUCCUGCUCGCUCAACUUUUUUUCUGUCAAAGGUCCAGAGCUCUUGAACAUGUACAUUGGCGAGUCGGAAGCCAACGUACGACGAGUAUUCGAAAGAGCGAGGGAAGCGAAACCUUGUGUGAUCUUUAUGGAUGAGCUGGACUCGCUAGCGCCGAAGAGGGGGCAGCAGGGCGAUUCGGGUGGAGUUAUGGAUCGGAUUGUGAGCCAGCUGCUUGCAGAGCUCGAUGGCAUGUCGGGUGGGAAAGACGGAGGGGAAGGAGUGUUUGUCAUGGGCGCUACGAAUAGGCCGGACUUGCUUGACCCGGCAUUGCUAAGGCCUGGACGGUUUGACAAGAUGCUCUACCUUUCCAUGCCGACAACGCACACCGCACAAGCCGACAUACUCAAGGCUCUGACGAGGAAGUUCAGGUUGGAUGAAGGGUUGGAUUUGAAAGAGGUGGCAGAAGGGUGUGGGCUGAAUUAUACGGGGGCAGACUUGUACGCCCUCUGUGCCGACGCCAUGCUCAAUGCGAUGACCCGGCAAGCCACCGCUAUCGACACCACCAUCGCCCGCCUCACUUCCCUUGCCCAUUCAUCGCCAUCCUCCAAAACAUGGCCCGGCUUCGUCCUCACCCCGCAAUACUACCUUGCCAAGAUGGCAAAGGAGGAAGAGAUUCAAGUCGUCGUGAAAACGGAAGACUUCUUGGAGGCGAGAGGAAAGUUGGUGGGAAGUGUGAGCGAAGAAGAGCUGGGGCAUUAUGAGAGGGUGAGGAAGGAGUUUCAGGGAUAUGAUAUUGGGGGGAAGAAAGGUGGCGGGGAGCACGAUACGGUGGACGUUGGGAGGAAGGGGAAGGUAGGGCGGAGUCGAUAG